Arabidopsis lyrata subsp. lyrata is the source of this 1064-nucleotide messenger RNA. RefSeq lists its product as uncharacterized. Lineage: Eukaryota; Viridiplantae; Streptophyta; Magnoliopsida; Brassicales; Brassicaceae. The record is from RefSeq and is a predicted model, not a curated record.
AUGGACAGAUACAAUCAACACAGUCAGAGUCACAUCUCAGAUUCCAAGAGGAAACAGUGUGUGAGAAAGAGAGAAGAGUGGGUAAUGUGUGUUGUGGCUUUGGGCAGUGAGUCUGAGCAAGAAAGAGAGAGAGAGAAGGGAACAAAAGGUUAUUCCAAAACGCAGCACGACAAAGCGUACUCCUUUGUCGUUUUGAUGAUAGUUUUGAUUUUUGAAAUUUAAUUUCCGGUUUUAGACCAUUUCCCAUGUCCAAACCAAACCCGGGAAUCUUUAUAGACUACUUUUUUCUUAAUUAGGUUUAGUUGAUAAUUUAAUUAACUCGUUUCUCAUUCACAUAUUUGUCAACAAUAAUUGGUUAUUGACUUGCCUCUCCGGUCGUGUAGCUAAAAUGUAUGACUCCAUUGUUAUUUGUUUUCUCUGUAACUUUUAUGGAGUGUGAAUUCAAAUAAAAUCCAAACAAAGAAAAAUCUGAUCUUAACUUAUUCAGACACGAAGUAUAAGAUAUUCUUCAUGUUCCUUUUGUUUCUGUCAAGUGUCAACAUCUACUUUUAUUUGCCAAAAUCUACUUUUCUUCUUACAUCAAUAGUCUUGCAUAAAUGGGCCUUCACAUUAAAAUACAAUGGGCCCUAAGUUAGCUUAUUUAUUUUAUUAACCAAGCCCACUCACUAACCAUUUAAAAAAGCACCAAUAUAUCAUCAAUUAGUAAGAGUUUAGCAAAAGUGCAAAACUAAUAAAUUUUCAUUAGGCGUGCAAAAAUGUGCAAUGCCCGUGAAUUUUGAAGGGUGUAGGACUGAGGAGACUUUGAUAGUAUGGUCGGUCGGGAAAAACUUUUUUAAAGCUUCUCAAAGCAUCCACUUUUAACGUUAAGUGUAUUUUGGGACGCUAUGGGUCCUGGUAAACAUAAAGUUAUGUUUUCUUUUAACGGUUAUAUUGUUGAUUUAUUGUAGAAAAUCAUGUCUGCCUAAAAGGUAUUAACAAAUGUUAUUCGAAAACACCAUUGUGUUAAAAGUAUUUAAUCACCAUUGUAAUCUUUCUUAAUUCUUGAUUUGAAAAAAAAGAAAUUC